Messenger RNA from Aphidius gifuensis, 693 nucleotides. Its product is annotated as leucine-rich repeat transmembrane neuronal protein 4-like. Gene Ontology annotation, molecular function: protein binding. Gene Ontology annotation, cellular component: extracellular matrix. Bases 1 to 693 code for a protein of 230 amino acids. The transcript has a single exon. The record is from RefSeq and is a predicted model, not a curated record. NCBI's taxonomy places the organism in Eukaryota, Metazoa, Arthropoda, Insecta, Hymenoptera, Braconidae.
AUGUAUCCGGCUCAAAGUGGAAAUAAAUAUUUAGAUAGUGUAUUAGAUUUGAACAACCGAAAUAUAUCAUCAGUAGCACCAGAUGCCUUUCGAGAUACUCGUAAUUUGACAUAUCUUCUUUUGGAUUAUAAUCAAAUGACAUCAUUUGAAAAUGGAACUUUUUCGUAUUUUACAAAAUUGAGAAUGUUAAACGUCGCAAACAACAAAUUGAAGGAAAUACAGAAUGGAUUCUCAGAUGGCCUUGAACGCUUGAUUUAUCUUGACUUACAAAAAAAUGAAAUAACACAUAUUGCUAAACGCGCAUUUGUAAAUUUAUACAAUUUACGUAGUCUUAAUCUCAGCAAAAAUAAAUUAACAUCAUUAACACAAGAUUUUUAUCAUAUAUUGUCGACAGAAAAAGAAUUCGACUUUUCUUGGAACCAAAUAGCCUAUAUAGAUCCAUAUUUAUUUGCUAGUAAUACUUCAGUUUUUAAAAUUGAUUUGAGUCAUAAUAAUUUGUCAAUUAUUCGCUCUAAUGUGUUUUAUGAACUUAGUGACAAAUUUAUAGUUGAUUUAACUCAUAACGACAUUAAGUCUAUUGAACCAAACGCAUUCAAGUGUUUAACAUGGGAUAUAACAUUUGAUGCGAGUGUUGGUGUUAUAAGAAACCUUGAACCUUGUUGGUAUAAGUUGUGGCAGUACGGUGAAACAUGA